CACCGCAAGCGUACAGCAGUAGGCCUCUCGGUUGUUUACGUUUUUUAUUCGUAACCAUAAAACAAAAAUGCUGCAAUUACUGAUCACACAAACUGCAUAAAAGUCAUAUGAAUCACACGUGAAGCACGUUCGCCGAGGGUGCUUAAGUUAGCAAGUGCAAAAAUCCCUCCUGCAUGUGCCGAAAAUCGGGUGCGCUUCUCUGCUGCCCAGUGCGGUAAGUGCACAGGUUCAUCCCGGCCCACAGCGGAAAGGUGUCACCAGUCGCGGCCGACCGAACCGAACGUCCGUAAAUAGGUGCGCUAUCCCUCUGGGUGUGUGCGACCGAAGUGGCCGCGUUUACGUGUGUGUAUGAUGCAACGGAACAUAUCCGCAGCAAUUAGUGACGGUCCCAUAGUAGGCACAGAUUUUCUUUUCUCGCGAGUAUAAUUAUAUCGCGAAACGACCACCUCCCCCUGAUGCUGCCGAUUCGUGCAAAUGUCAAAAUUCAUCUCGUGCCGCGAAAGGAUUGACCAGCAAGAAACGGGUGGCUUCGAGUACGGUGUGGUACGUCCUCUGGGUGUCUGGGGGGACGGUAGGAGUAUGAUUCUUUCAUGGUGCUGCUUCUCCCACGAAUAAAGUAAGCGACGCGGUGAAGAUCGAUACCGAGAGAGAGAGAGAGAGAGAGAGAGAGAGAGUUCCGAGUGAAGGAAGAAAUCGGCGCGCAACCGGCAUACUUUCCGAACCCUCGGACUCGGAAGCCACGCCGGGGAGUCGUAGUGAUAGUAGUGUACCAGCACGCUGGAGCAAAGAGCAAAUCGGUCGGAAGAAAAACCGUUCCCUCCGUUAAUGAUAGGUCUCGGUGGCGCCGAUUGACGGCGAGACACGGCUGCUUUUCCCGCUACCACGGCCAACGCUCUCUUGGCAAUUGGAAAACUCGACGAGGAGGCUCACAUAAUAAAGCUUCAAUAGCAAACAACGGUUGGUCAACCACCAUUGGCUGAAUUCAGGUUUAGUGUAGGAAAAGUGCAGUGGAAAACGCGUAUGCAAAAAUAGUGCCCCUUAAGAGAGGGAAAAUCAAUCAAAGUGAUCGGGGUGAAUAGAAGCAAGUGGAGUGAGUGUUGUGCGACUAUUAGUUCCAGUAAAUCACCAGUUCCUUUAGCCUGUAAAGGGGUUGUUGUGCAGCGAAAAGAAUACAACACACAGCCCACUCCUACAAGCAACCGGAGAACAACCGGGAGCCGUAGUAGGCCUCCCGAGGAAAAGCAGUACAGCCAACAUUCCCCGGGGACGCUGCCAAAUAGUGUCCAGCUGGCUGGGAGGUUCGUUUGCAAGGGUCAGCAUAGAUCAAUUGCUGCGGCGAUUCGAAUGACGGACGUCCCGAGUUCCCCCGUCCGUCCGGUUCACUGUUGACGGUCUUAUGAAUGUGGGUGCCUUUUAGCAGACAGCACUAGUGCAUCGUUUCGGCAGCGCGUGCUAGUAGUUUUAUUCGCGCUUCCUGUUUUACGGCAACCAGUGCGUGUAUGUGUGCCAAUGCGAGCGGGUCGCAUUUAUAUCGAGUAUUGUAAAUAGAUGAUUCCAUAGAGCUUAAACAUGUUGCUCGCUCAUGAUUACAACAGUAGGCGCUCGUCGAUAGCAUCAUCCCAGUCGCGCAACAUUCGAAUCACAGUGCUGAAAAACAUGUUCAAAAAGAUGGCCCUCACCAGGUCAGCACUGAAGAAGGCGCUGGUGGUGUUAUUUAUCAGCGCGCUGGUCAGCUGCCUGCUGCUGCUGUACUGGAACGACAGUUCCGAGUCGCCCAAACCGUCCACCUCCAUGUCCAUGGGCAUCUACAAUACGCACAUCUAUGGCAGCGCGGAAAGUACGAUGGCUGGUGGUGAUAGCCUUCGAACCAGUGCCAUCCCUGUAAACCCCAUCGAACGUUCGUGGACGUACAAAUGCGUCAACAAUCGAUGCGUGCGGCACCAUUUCGUGGACGGCGUUGAGGAGGACUUUGACACGAACGCACACCAGCAGCAAUCACCCCAGCAGCAGUCCCACGGAGGACCGCUGGGCAGUGGCGGAAGCAGCAGCAGCGGCAGUAGCAGCACGAACUCUGGCAGCUCAUCCGGCAAACGUAUACCGCACCUUACCUGUGCGAUGACCUGCGGACCAAUCAAUAUCUGGCCACAGCCGACCGGUGCCACCACGAUCGGUAGCAAAACGUCCCGCUUUCGGCUGUCGGACAUGCACGUCAAAAUCGUGACCCGGUUCGAGCCGGUCGAGAAGCUGCUCCACGAAGCGUACGACGUGAUGCGGUCCGAGAUACGUGGUGUAAUGGUGGCGCACGGUGCCAGCUUGGAGGAGAUCGAAGGUGCGCUACCGGCCGGUACCGUUCCCGUGGGACUGCAACCAUCGGCAACCGAGCAGCGACCGAUGGCGACGGAAGUGAAUGAUGCGGCAACGGCCGGACGAAGACCGAGUACGGUGGAUGCCGGUGUGGGCAAGAUUCAUUUCUUUAAGCUGGUCAGCGACAAACGGUACGAUGUGGAUGCGUUCGAGGUGAACGUGCACGUGGAGAAGUCGGCCGAUACGCAUCUGACGCUGCAUACGGACGAAAGCUACAAUAUGACGGUGACGCAUUCUGCUAGGGUGUUGAUCGUAAAAAUAUCUGCCAAUACAUUCUUCGGUGCGAAGCAUGGACUUACCACGUUGCAGCAGUUGAUCUGGUUCGAUGACGAGGAGCGUACGCUGAAAGUGCUGAACAAGGCGUCCAUUGAGGAUGUGCCAAAAUUUAAUUACCGUGGCCUUAUGCUCGAUACCUCCCGGCACUACUUCUCGGUGGACUCGAUCAAGCGCACGCUCGUCGGCAUGUCCCACUCGAAGCUGAACCGGUUCCACUGGCACAUUACCGACUCGCAGAGCUUCCCACUAGUCUCCAAGCACUAUCCUCAGCUGGCCCGGUACGGCGCAUACUCCGAGCGUGAAGUGUACACCCCAGACGAUGUACGAGCGCUGACAGCGUUUGCCAAAGUCCGCGGCAUCCAAAUUAUCCCGGAGAUUGACGCCCCGGCACACGCCGGCAACGGUUGGGAUUGGGGCCCGAAGCAUGGUCUCGGCGAACUGAGCCUGUGCAUUAAUCAGCAACCCUGGAACAACUACUGCGGCGAACCACCGUGCGGUCAGCUUAACCCGAAAAACAAUAACACCUACCUGAUCCUGCAGAAGCUGUACGAAGAGUUGCUGGAAAUUGUGGGCCCACUCGACUACUUCCACAUCGGCGGUGACGAGGUGAAUCUGGAGUGUUGGCAGCAGCACUUUAACGAUUCCGACAUGCGCACGCUUUGGUGUGACUUUAUGCAGCAAGCCUACCACCGGCUACAGCUGGCCAGUGGGCAGAACGGUACCGCACCACGGAUGGUUGGGGUGUGGUCGAGCGGGCUUACCAGUGCACCGUGCCUCUCGAAGAAUACGUUCGCGGUGCAGGUGUGGGGUGGUAGCAAGUGGCCCGAAAACUUCCAGCUCAUCAACAGCGGGUACAGCCUGGUUAUAUCGCACGUGGACGCGUGGUAUCUGGACUGUGGCUUCGGCAGUUGGCGAUCGACGGGCGAAGGUGCCUGUUCACCGUACCGCAACUGGCAGACCGUCUACAAGCAUCGGCCGUGGGAAGAGAUGAAGCUGACCUCGCUGCAGAUGCGCCAGAUUUUGGGUGGUGAGGCGUGCCUCUGGACGGAACAGGUGGACGAAUCGCUGCUCGACACGCGCCUUUGGCCCCGUGCCUCCGCCCUGGCCGAACGGUUGUGGACCGACCCGACCGAGGAACGGUACAGCGAAUCGGUCCCGCUCGAGGUGUACAACCGGAUGUCGGUGUUCCGCAACCAUCUGCUCGAGCUGGGAUUGCGCGCGGAACCAAUCUUCCCGAAGUACUGUGGCCAGAAUCAGGACGAGUGUGUAUGAUAUUACGUGAACCCGUUCUACUAAAGAUUGUGAUCACGGUAAGACGGUACAAGCGGCGCGUCGUAAGCGGCAUUUGUGGUUGUGAUAACUUUGACAAACAGAGGGCUUCUUCUUCUUCUUCUGAUACGCCCUCCAGCUUUGGUUCGUGCAGCUGCACAAGUGCACUGCGGCAGUAGGAUAUUAGUGGCGUCUGAGCCUAUCGGACCGGUUUGCAGCAAGCAGACACAAAUAAAAAGGGAACAUAUAUUUAGGGAAACGCUUGAAACUCAUGAUAUUACUAUGACCAACAAUCAUGGAAGGAUAGUGGGCAAAUGGCGCUCUUUGGUCGAGUGCCGAGUGAAGGGUAACGUGCGAGAGUGGGACAUAUUUGUUUGUUGUUAGAUGUUUAUGAAAGGAAGCGCAAACGUGAAUAUACUGAUACGAUUGUACAUAGUUUGUAAAUGAAUGAAUUAGCGUACGGUAGAUACUUAUUUGGAGGUUUCAGUCUAGCGCUAGCAAACACACCACUAUAGUCUAUAUAACCUACAGCACGUAGUGUUUAGCAAUAAUGAUAAGGGAGAGGAUAGUAAUAAUAGAAACAUCUAUAUUCGUUUGGAAUUGUUUUUAACACAAAUUUUCCGGAAACUACUGUAGCAUUGUUAGGAAAUUAGCUCACUUAUAAAGAAGCACUCCACUGGAAGGAUCAGUGAGGAAGGUUGUAUGUUCACUAGGAAGAUGGGACACAUUACGGAAGACAUCGUCCGAUGGAAAAGGAAUCAUUUAAAGAACAGAGCAAAGCUAUAUUGAGUCUCCAGCCCUCCUUUUUUAAAGUACUCCAUGCGUUCCUCCGUCAUCGUACCUCAACACGAACCUAGGACACAGGCAAGAGUGGUGCCGGUAGAGAGCGGUAGAAAGUAUUUGCUCGCAUGUACUUAAGCGAUACGAUACGAUCGUUGAGAUUAUGCUAACGCCAUACCGCCCAUGGUACAAUCAUGCACACACUACAUAAGCUUGCAAGGAUGUUUGGGGCUCACAACUCACAGGCAGACCCAAAUGACCCCCGCUAGGAAUGAUCGAGCUUUUUUAAGGUAAGGUAUUGGAGGCGGCCCGGUCUUCACACGGCAGGAUUGAGGUUCAAAUCGCAUCAUAGUGAGGACUUACAACUAUCCAACUAUGCGGUAUCAGCCAGUCUAGUAAGCCAGAAAUGGCAGGCAUCAUAGGCCUAUGAGGUCGUUAGGCCAAGAGGCAGAAGAGAAGAAGAAGGGAGGGUACGUAUUUGAGACUAAUAAUUUCACUCGUGUAGAAAUACCCCCGGUAUACCUGUAGACGAUGAUUUCGUAGGAUUAAGAGCUUUUCUGUUCGUUUUUUGUUCUCUCAUUUACCAAUCACCACGAUGUGUUUUUGGAAUAGAAGUGUUUGGUGAGAUUAAAGAGACCCCCAAAAAGAGAUAUCUAGUUCGUGUUAUUCCGUUUGUUGUUAGCUAAUGUUGCUUUAAUUUGGUUGGGUGGAAGGAAAACACACUAAACGAUACAAGCCAUACGAAGAAAAGCUUCCGCGUGGUUCCGUUUUGCCAAACAACACUCUAUCUCUCUCCCACAAGCUCGUCCCUGUUUCGAGUAUAUUGUGGAAUUAGUGUGACUAUGCAUUAGAAGAACAGACUAAUUUUUGAAAAUGGAUUCGUAAAAUAUUAAAGGGAUUAAAUUCCUGUACUUUUUACGUUCAAGAAGUAUUCUUCAAAAAUAUUACUACAUCUUCCACAGACUAUCGUGUGAAUAGAUUCCGGCGUGGUUUAAGCUCUCGCGAGGUUCUAAUUAUUCGGUUAAUCCUCCAUCUAAAUUAAAGAACUCUUCAAAAAAAUCCUUCAAUUGAGGUUUUGCUGUUGUUAAAGGUAGUUGUAGUCUCCUCUAUCAACGGGACACGGUUACCGCCGUCUAAAGUCCGCUGAAUUUGAAUGAUUGUUUAGUACUGAAAAAUGGACUUGUGAAACGCUUCGUAAUCGAGAUUUUGAUCUCCUCUAGCGGAAUAGAUUCUCUAACCUUAGGCCUCAAGAUACGAAAUUAUAAAGCCUCCAAGUCCUUGAAUACCUUCAGUUAAAAAUGCUUCUGGAGCCCUCUCCUGGCGUACAAAAGCUUUUCAAUGAUCAGCAUAUGGUUCUCAUUGGUAGUUCUCGAUUCUUGGCCAAUUUGUCCAGAGGUAACGCUGAUAGUACAAACAAAACUUCAAAUGAAUUCUCAACAAUAUUAACCAAAAAUCUUUUGCAUUACUUUCUUUCAAGCAAUCAGGUUUGUUCAAGACGUAAAAAAGGCCGAAAAUUUUGAAAAAAAAAGUCAAGGACCAAACUGUAAGUUGUGCUUUUUUCCAACGAAGUUUUCUGCCUGUUAUGAAGAGGAUAGAUCGCAAGAGAAUCCUUCAAAUUAGUCUAUUUUUUCAUUUGCAUUCGUUAGUAGCAAGUCUACUUCAAGUUCUCUGAGAUAGCUGGCGAUAAAAAACCCUCACACAAGAGAGAGCUGAACUUUGUUUAAUUGUCAAACGACCAAAAUUUGUCUGAUACUCAGCAAGAAGUAGAUGGGAGGAUUUCCUUCUGUACAGUAAUAUGCCACUCAUCACACAACACAGAACAAAAACCAAUGUUCCAUGCGCAAUGUGCAGCCCUUUUCCUUUUUCCCCGGGGCGAUUACGACUCACUAUAAGGAACACUUAUUCAGAUAGAAACUUUUUUAUACGAAAGCAGCACCAAGGGAACGGCGAUGCUGUGUAGGUGAAACGUAAUGAAGCGAGAAAACACGCCGUACGAGUGCCGGAGAGCCAUAGUUUCGUAGUUUAGGUAUUUAACUUAAGCAAGCAACUCAAUCAUUGCACCACAUACGAUUGCCGUCUUGGUUAGAUUUAUUCUGUUACUAAACUGUAGGCAUUUUAGGAUAAAAACCGCAGGAAACGGUACAUUGCAAUGAGCACAUAAUUAGAGCGGACAAGUGCAGUUUUGUAAUGUGGAUUGCAUACACCAAUUCGGUGUCAGUGGCGCUGUUUGUUUAUUAAUUUUUAAACUGUUGAUUUCAGAGUAAUAUUUGCUUGAGUGCGAUAACAGAAAGUACAAUUGAAAACCAUUAAAAAAGUUUGCAAAUGGUGAGAUGUGUGUGUGUGCGUGUGUGAACCCUAUGUUUUACUACGUUUCGAGAUUAGUCGUAUGGGGCUCUCUUCACAUCGGUUCGGUUUUGUCUCUUUAUUGGUAGCGUAAUAAAUGAAAACGGAUCAUGAUAA
Molecule: messenger RNA, 7149 nt
Organism: Anopheles stephensi (Asian malaria mosquito)
Lineage: Eukaryota; Metazoa; Arthropoda; Insecta; Diptera; Culicidae
Product: probable beta-hexosaminidase fdl
Exons: 9
Coding region: 1570-3912 (780 amino acids)
Biological process (GO): ganglioside catabolic process; carbohydrate metabolic process; glycosaminoglycan metabolic process
Cellular component (GO): membrane
Molecular function (GO): beta-N-acetylhexosaminidase activity
Source: RefSeq, a predicted model, not a curated record